AUGGCGCCAAACCUCCAACCUCAACCUCAGCGUCCGCGCCUUCAAGACCACAGACCGUGGUCGGGACUUUCACAUAUUUCAAAGCGGUCCUUCCGAUCUUGCGCAACCUCUGCUUUCGAAGCCGACGACGAGCGAUCCUCUAGCGACGGCGACAUGAGCCCUCGCGAUAGCGAAACCGGCGUGCGACAACCUGUUGUGCCGCGUCACUCUGGUCAUGAUGCUCGUCCAACCAGUCGAAAAGAGCUCAUGGGAUGGUACGCAUACGCUUUUGCGUCCGAGACAUACGUGAUUUGUGGAAUUGGGCCUGCUGCUAAUACCAACCCUCCAGCUUCCUUCAUUCCCAUCCUACUAGAAACACUCGCCAGGGAGAACGGCGUGCUGCUCUCGGAUCGAACAACACCAUGCGGUUCAAGUGACAGCAAAGACAAAGACGACGGCCAGUGUAUUGUCUUGGUAUUUGGGAUGGAAAUCAACACUGCAAGUUUCGCCAUGUACACCUUUUCGGUCAGCGUCUUGAUCCAGGCGCUACUCGUCGUCAGUAUAAGUUGCGCCGCCGACCAUGGAAACUAUCGCAAGAAGCUUCUUCUCACCUUCGCAUGGAUUGGAAGCUUUGCGGUUAUGUCCUACAUCUUCAUUACCAAGGACAACUACAUCCUUGGCGCUCUGUUAACAAUUGUUUCCAACACAUCCUUUGGUGCAUCCUUCGUGUUGCUGAACUCGUUUCUCCCCCUACUAGUGCGAUACCACCCCGAUGUUAUUGAGGCUAAUGUUUCUGCUACUCCGGAUCUCGGCAACUCUGAGUUUGAGUCACGUCCUUUGAAUGAGCCAGUGGGUGAUCCUGAGGACUCUGGAGUAUCAGCAACGUCACCUCUGUUACUCCCAGAGGACGGCGAGCGACUGAAGCCGACAGCAAGCCAUGCUGAGAUCACAUCCAAAGAGUUACAGUUGUCAACGCGUAUAUCAGCCAUUGGUAUUGGUACUGGGUAUAUCGCAGCACUCUUUGUACAAUGUAUAUGUAUCGCUGUUCUUAUUGCACUGCACAAUACUACAUGGGGCCAAAGAGUCGUACUGUUCAUGGUAGGACUCUGGUGGACUGUUUUCACUGUUCCAGCGGCCCUAUGGUUGCGCCCCCGCCCCGGACCUCCACUGGCAGCGAACGGUCGGAAAGGCAUCAUGGCAGGACUCGCAUAUAUCUUAUACGCCUGGAAGAGCCUCUUCAAAACGGUCCAGCAGGCUAGACGACUGCUCGACAUAGUCUUGUUCCUUGCUGGGUGGUUUCUCCUAUCCGACGCGAUCGCAACCACGUCAUCAACCGCGAUUCUAUUCGCCAAGACCCAACUCCACAUGAAGCCUUGGGCGCUUGGUAUGAUUAAUGUCAUUUCAACAAUGGCAGGGGUGUUCGGCGCGUUCGGAUGGUCAUGGAUAUCGCGGCUCUUGAACCUCCAGGCUCAUCAGACCAUCCUCGUCUGUAUUGGGUUAUUUGAGCUGAUACCCUUGUAUGGUUUAUUGGGAUAUCUUCCUUUUGUGAAAGAAUGGGGUGUCUUCGGACUUCAACAGCCUUGGGAGAUGUAUCCCUUGGCAGCUGUAUAUGGGUUUGUUCUGGGAGGAUUGAGCGGCUACUGUCGUUCUCUGUAUGGGGAACUCAUUCCGCCCGGAUCUGAAGCAGCCUUCUAUGCUUUGUACGCUAUUACGGACAAGGGUUCCAGCGUCUUUGGGCCGACAAUCGUCGGUGCUAUCAUUGACAGGACUGGUACAAUCCGUCCAGCCUUCUGGUUCCUGGCAGCGUUGGUGGGUCUGCCUGCGCCCUUGAUCUGGUUCAUCGACGUGGAGCGCGGUAGACGAGAAGGCGUCAAGCUUGCUGAGUCAAUGUCAGACCCAACUGUCCAUCAUGUGGACGAUGACAUUGAUCAUGAAUCUGAGCGUCAUGGCAUGUUGGCAGAUUAUGAGAGAAGACAGGACGAGGGUGUUGUUGAUGAAGGCGCAAGACAAUAA
Messenger RNA from Fusarium sp. VM40, 1992 nucleotides. The record is from the annotation of a GenBank genome assembly. NCBI's taxonomy places the organism in Eukaryota, Fungi, Ascomycota, Sordariomycetes, Hypocreales, Nectriaceae.